This is a messenger RNA of Torulaspora delbrueckii, 2223 nucleotides long. It is a transcript of the gene NUP85, whose product is annotated as Nup85p. The coding region runs from base 1 to 2223 and encodes 740 amino acids. Gene Ontology annotation, molecular function: structural constituent of nuclear pore. Gene Ontology annotation, biological process: protein import into nucleus; mRNA export from nucleus; positive regulation of DNA-templated transcription. NCBI's taxonomy places the organism in Eukaryota, Fungi, Ascomycota, Saccharomycetes, Saccharomycetales, Saccharomycetaceae. The record is from RefSeq and is a predicted model, not a curated record. The transcript has a single exon. Gene Ontology annotation, cellular component: nuclear pore outer ring.
AUGACCGUUGAAGCGCUUGAUGCUAGUCAGAAUUUGCUCAUCGACGUCGAUUCGAUGGCUUUUCUAGAUGGGAAUGAUGUAAAUUCGAGCGAAAAUGAUGGCAUUAAUGAAGAAUCUAUGGAGGACGACGAAAUUGGUCGGGAUCCGGUCAGUGGAGCACUAAUGGUUUCAUUGAGUAAAGGAAACGAACCAUUGCCCUUCGGGGGCAAGGGCAGAUUGAAGUUUAAACUGAGCCCGUUGUCAUUUCAAAACAUUUGUUUCCUAACAGAGCAAAACCAAUAUUCUCUGUAUCCAGUGAGACUGCCUCGUGUAGAUAGCAGUGAAGAAUACGUCAAUUAUGUCUCCAAAAUAUUCGAAGUGUACCGCGAUUUGGGAGAAGACAGGAUGUACUCAGUGCCCACGAUAGGUGUUAUUAAUUCUUCAGAAGCCAGAGAACAUGUGGCAGCCGUUAACCUUGCGAUGGAAGCAGUAACCGUUGAACUGGAGCUUUACAUUGAGUUGAUAAGGAACAAGCCGAAUUUAUUUGUACGGUUUUUUGAACUGGAAGAAUGUUUAACGAUCCUGAACUGUUUGAAAACCAUCCAUUUCACUCUCGAUACUCCUGGUGAAGAAUCUAGACGACCAUUCAUCAAGAACCUCAUGGCCUGGAUCAAUCGUUCUGACGGAGAACCCGACGAUGAGGUAACUGAGCAAGUGUUUGCCGGCAGCUCAAGCAAUAGAAAAUGCUUCCAGAACCCACCAUUCUGGAAAUUAAUCAACAGAUUAUUACUAAGAGGAUUAUUUGAUCAGGCCCGUGCCUGUAUCGAGAGAGCCGAUCUUCUGCCCUAUCUUGAAAAUCACUGUACAACUUCUGCAAAUGCUGUUCGAGAUCUGCUGGCUCUUUUGGAGCAGUACCCGCUGGAAUCAGCAAGGACCUUUAGGGAAUGGAAAUCAUUAGCAUUGGAGCUGGCACAGACUUUCAGUGAGUCUGAUACGACAUUGUCCGGAGAGUUGCGCGAUUUGAUAGAGGAUACUCUACUCCUGGUAGGUGGGCAUCAAUCAAAGAUACUUUUUUACUCGAAAACCUGGUACGAAUCUCUAAGUGGAUUAUUGCUCUACUAUAUUCCAUCUUUGGAGCUCUGUGAAGAAUAUCUACAAAUAUCUCUGAAACAGAACGCUAUGGAUGUGACUAAUACAUGGGAACAAGCCUGUGUUGAUAUUAUAAGAGGCAAACUAUAUUCGAUCCUGCCGGUUUUAGAGUCCUUGGAUGCCGGUGCAGCAGCGUUUUCUGCGGCGAUAUGUGAGGCCAAAGGUUUGAUUGAAAAUUAUUACGAGGAAGGGAACGGCGAAGAAGUGGUCUAUCAUAGCGCAGAUGAUCUGUUUUCCUACAAGAACGGUAUGGCAUCAUACAUGCUGAAUAAUUUUGCUUUUGAACUAUGCUCAUAUGGUGAUAAAAAACUGUGGUCAAUAGCGAUCGGGCUCAUUUCAUUUUCCCCCAUUGGUAACCCCAGCGCAAAGAGAACAGCGAUUGCCGAGCUUCUGCCACAUUUUCCUUUCCAGACCAACGAUGAUAUCGAGUGGAUGUUGAGUGUAUGCGCUAAAUGGCGACUACCGCAAGUAACAAAGACAAUCUACGUUAUGCUUGGUAACAAAUUACUUUAUGAGAGUAACACAAUCGAAGCCAUGGCCAAUUUCAGUAAAGCAGGGAAAUUCUCCUGGGUUAAAAGAUAUUCAUGGAUGAUGUUUGAAGCAUCUGUGCUACAAGGUUGUCCGCUAGAUGAUGUUGUACUUAAUGCUAUUGUCAAGGAAGAGAAUGAGCAAGUAAUCCCGAAGGAGAUCUUGGAUUCUUUAGUGACCAGCUCCAUGAAGCAAACGCUAGCACCCUACGCUGUACUAUAUCAAUUCUACGAAGCUCAAUCGAAAGAAGAUUGGUCACUGGCUUUACAGCUCCUAUUAGCAUUGAUAAACUUCCCAUAUUUGCCAAAGUGUUACAUGGUUCUACUAGUGGCCAAAUUCCUAUAUCCAAUCUUUCUGAAAGAUCCAUCCAAGAAAAUGCCUGAAGAGUCGGUUUUAAGCAUAAUGGAAGCUAUGGAACAUAAAUGGGAUGACACAGAUGAAAAAUCUCAAAACAUCUACGUAUCGCUUCGCGAAAGUGAUAUAGAUUCUCUGCCUGAGACUCUUAAAGUUCUGCAUAAACUGGUAAGAAAAGAGUUAAAUCUCAAACUAUGUAAAGAAUAUAUGUGA